Molecule: messenger RNA, 1863 nt
Organism: Syngnathus acus (greater pipefish)
Lineage: Eukaryota; Metazoa; Chordata; Actinopteri; Syngnathiformes; Syngnathidae
Product: phosphoglucomutase-1-like
Exons: 11
Coding region: 37-1734 (565 amino acids)
Biological process (GO): carbohydrate metabolic process
Cellular component (GO): cytosol
Molecular function (GO): phosphoglucomutase activity
Source: RefSeq, a predicted model, not a curated record
AGCUUUGCCCGCCACCGGCAAAAUUUCAAAACAAAGAUGGACAAGGGUCCUCUGCGGGUGCUGACCGUUCCUACGACCCCUUACUCUGACCAAAGACCCGGGAGCGAUGGUCUGAGAAGAAAGGUUCAUGUCUUCCAGUCCAGGAGGAACUAUCUGCACAAUUUCAUCCAGUGUAUCUUCUCCUCCAUUGACCUGCGUGACCGCCAGGGUUCGGCGCUGGUGGUGGGGGGUGACGGACGCUUCUUUAGCCAAACGGCCAUUGAAGUCAUCGUGCAGAUGGCGGCCGCCAACGGGGUGGGCCGUCUCAUCGUCGGUCACCGCGGCUUCAUGUCCACGCCGGCCUGCUCCUGCGUGAUCAGGAAAUUCAAAGCCAUCGGCGGCAUCAUCCUCAGCGCCGGUCACAGUCCGGCGGGGCCCGAUGGAGAUUUUGGCAUCAAGUUCAACACUGCAAACGGAGGGCCGGCCAACGACGCCGUCGCAGACAAGAUCUACCAGAUCAGCAGAACCAUCGAGGAGUUUGCCAUCUGCCCUGGACUCCGACUGGAUCUGACAACUCUGGGCAAACAGACAUUUGAUCUGGAGAACAAGUUCAAACCUUUUACGGUUGAAAUUGUGGAUGCUGUGGAGUCCUACGCUAACUUGAUGAGGAACAUCUUUGAUUUUGCUGCUCUGAAGGAACUCCUGUCUGGCGAGAACCGCAUCACCGUAAAACUGGAUGCCAUGCAUGGAGUGGUCGGUCCCUACGUGAAGCGGAUCCUAUGUGAGGAGUUGGGCUGUCCCGCCAAUUCGGCCGUUAAUUGUGUCCCGUCGGAGGACUUUGGAGGUCAACGUCCCGAUCCUAACCUCAUGGACGCCGCGGACCUGCUUGACAACAUGAGGGACGGCGAGCAUGACUUUGGUGCAGCAUUUGAUGGUGACGGGGAUCGAAACAUGAUCCUUGGGAAACACGGCCUCUUUGUCACCCCGUCUGACUCUGUGGCCGUGAUUGCUGACAACAUCUUUUGUAUCCCAUACUUUCAGCAUAGCGGGGUGAGGGGCUUUGCCCGCAGCAUGCCCACAAGUGCUGCCUUAGACAGAGUAGCCAAGGCAACACAAAUAGAGCUAUAUGAAACUCCCACUGGGUGGAAGUUUUUUGGAAACCUCAUGGACGCGGGACGACUGUCUUUGUGUGGCGAAGAAAGCUUUGGAACAAGUGGAGAUCACAUUCGUGAGAAGGAUGGGCUGUGGGCCGCGCUGGCGUGGCUCUCCAUCCUUGCCACCAGAAGGCAAAGUGUGGAAGAUAUACUCAAGUACCACUGGCUAAAAUAUGGAAGAAACUACUUCACCAGAUAUGACUAUGAGAACAUAGACAUCGAUGCAGCUUGUGAAAUGAUGGAAGAUCUGGAGAUCAUGAUUGCAGACAAGUCCUUUGUGAAGCGGCGAUUUGCCGUGGAAGACAAAAUCUACCGAGUAGAAAAAGCAGACAAUUUUGAAUACACGGAUCCCGUCGACAGCAGUAUCACGCGGAACCAGGGUCUGCGGAUAGUCUUCUCUGAUGGCUCUCGAAUCAUCUACAGACUCAGUGGGAUGGAAAGUAGCGGCGGCGCCACAGUUCGAAUCUACCUGGAAAGCUACGAGAAGGAAUACGUUUUUCAAGAAACGCAGGUGGUGCUGGCACCGUUAGCUACAAUAGCACUCAAGAUUUCCCAGCUGCAUCACAGGACGGGUCGAACCGGCCCAUCGGUCAUCACCUAACCAACCGUUUCCAGUUUCCCCUGCACUUGCUUUUUAUUUUCAAUUUUUCAUCCAAAGGUGGCAACAAAAUUUGAAUUUUAGGCAACAUUGUGUGUGACUGUGCCACAUUAAACAUUUAUUUUUGCUUUA